UGUGUAUUUUAAUUAAUUUUUUGAAAUUUUGAGAAGUGUGGCAUUGGUUCUCCCAACAAGGGAAAAGACCACUUCCUUUGUAGAGGAAAAAAAAUCAAGAUCAAGAACCCAAAGGCUGUGGGAUUCUGAUGGAUCCAAAGUUGUGAAAUGCCUUCUGACAUCCGUGUGCCCUCAUCGUGCCUUGGGAAGCAACAGUGGGAGACGGCACAGAGAGACCCAGCAGGAUGGGAAUGGAGAGCUCCUGGUGAUCUGGGCACUUUCUUCUCCAUGUUACUGACCUGGGAGGAGCUGCUUAGGACAUGGAUCCCAAAGGAGCGAGAGCUACCAGGAAGCACUGCUGAUCUGCACAGACCCCCUUUGCCUGCUGCUGCCCCACACUGAACAGGGAGCUGCUGGGGACUGCAUGGUUUGUCCCUGGAUUCUCCAACCACUGACUCCCAUCCGCUCUGACCACCCCCAGGGACCACAUCCCACUGCCUGCCCAGUGUCCAUCCAUGGAGGUGACCACCGUGUCCCCAUCUCCUGCCUCACCCACUGAAGGAGAUGAUCUCUGUGAGAUAGAUGUCACCAACGUGGCCAUUGUGACACUGCUCAUCUGCCUCUGUGGGCUGGCUGGGAACGGGGCUGUCCUCUGGCUCCUCAGCCUGAAAAUCCGUAACUCGGGCAUCUUUAACCUGGCUUUCGCUGACUUCCUCUUCCUUGUCUUCACGGUGCCCUCCGUCCUUCUCUUCCUAGUGGAGGACAUGUCCUGCUCUCUUAUUAUGCCCCUGACGUACGUGAGCUUCCUUUUCCAGCUGUCAAUGGUCUCCUUCUACUGGGCACUUUUCCAACUGGCAUUCCUCAACUUCAGGAAGGACAUGACCUUCCUCUUCGAGCUCUGCUGCUACUACUGUCACCUUCCCGAGCGCCUGUGGUGGGUGGUGGACAGUGUCCAAGACUGGGCCUUCUUUGCUCUCUUCGCUGUCAUUCCCAUGGUGACAUCCCUGUGCCCGUCACACGAGCAGGAGCAGUGCAGGGCAGCUCUCAUCUCCAUGUUCACAGUCAUCCUUCUCCUCUUUGUUGUCCCCAUGGUCAUUUCCCGCACAAUUGACAUCAUCAGGGCCAUGAGAGGCUCCAAGACGCAGCAACCCAAGAGAAGAGACAUCAUUAUCUUCCUCAUUGUGGUUUUCGCUCUUCUCAUCAACCUCUGCAAUUUCCUGCAGCAGCUCGGGUACAUCCCUGUUUCCUCCCAGGUUGUUUUCCUGCUCACCUGCAUCCACAGCAGCAUCAAACCCUUCAUCUACUUCUUGGCAGGGAGCUGCUGGAGUCCCUGCGCCAUGAGGUCCGUCAACUUGGCAGGGAGCUGCUGGAGUCCCUGCACCAUGAGGUCCCUUAGGGACUCCCUCCAGAGGGUCUUUGAGUAG
Molecule: messenger RNA, 1403 nt
Organism: Ficedula albicollis (Collared flycatcher)
Lineage: Eukaryota; Metazoa; Chordata; Aves; Passeriformes; Muscicapidae
Product: mas-related G-protein coupled receptor member X1-like
Exons: 3
Coding region: 495-1403 (302 amino acids)
Biological process (GO): G protein-coupled receptor signaling pathway
Cellular component (GO): membrane
Molecular function (GO): G protein-coupled receptor activity
Source: RefSeq, a predicted model, not a curated record